UGGUCAGUAGCGCAGGAGCAAGUAUCGGGAGUAGUUGGUGGGUGUCGAGUUUUUUGUAACAUCUUGCCUCGUCUUCUAAAAGACGAGUGGCUGGUACGCUAGGAAAAAUACUCGCUGCCGUGCUUCCGCGUAUACGUGCCCGAAAAAUGUAAUAUGGCGAUGGUCGCGUCGAACAUGAGCGGCCACAUACAAAAGCAGCUCACUAGAAGUCUCGAGCGAAUCCUGGAGGAAGCACACUUGAGCGGCGAACUCAAGCUUAGCGGUCGAAAGCUUAAGGACUUUCCAAAAGUCGGGAAAACAGGUUCUAGCAAGUACAAUCUUCAGGAUACGGUUAUUGCUGAUCUCUCGAAGAACCGUUUCGCCGAGUUACCGGAAGAGGUGACGGAAUUUCUGUUCCUCGAAAAGCUACAUCUCUACCACAAUGCCAUAAGAAUAAUACCGGAAACCGUGGUGAUGCUACAGUCCCUCAACUACCUCGAUCUUAGUCGCAACCAAUUGACGUCUCUACCUCGGGAGAUAUGCAGGCUACCGCUGCAAACGUUGCUGGUCGCUCACAACAGAUUGGCAUCCCUGCCGGACGAAUUGGGCAGGAUGACGGCAUUGGCAGAGCUGGACGCCGGCUGCAACGAAAUCACCAAUCUGCCGCCUCGGAUGGGCGAUCUCGCGCGACUUAGGUCCUUGGACUUGAGGAGCAACAUGAUCGUGCACCUGCCUAUAGAACUGACGUACCUGAGACUCGUAAAGCUGGAUAUCAGCGGCAACCGAAUAUCCGUGCUUCCAAACGAGAUGAGGAAAAUGAAGAGCCUGGUCGACUUUCGGCUAGCCGAUAAUCCCUUGACCUCGCCGCCUGCCUCGCUAUGCAUUCGCGGGCGAACGCACAUCUUUAAGUAUUUGGAGAGACAGGCGGCGAAACACGAGAGAGCCAGAGGCGGCCGCGUGAGAAGAACACCUUUGGAUGUCAGAGGUCACGCGACCCUGGACACGAGGACUCACAGGAGACACAACGUCGACAGCGGAUACAGCACCAGUGACGGUGUCGACAAACGCUGGUCUCAAGAGAUUCACAGCGCGGUGCACGACGGUGAGAUCCGGAGCCUGUGGCGUCAGGAGUGCUCGCCGCUUUCCAUCACGCUGCCACACGAGACGAGCGUGAACGGAUCCUGCAGCGGAACCUCGACUCCUAGUACCAUCUCGCCUGGCGAGCACACGUCGCUCGAGGAUGAGCUCGGCAAGGCCAUGAUACUGCACGAUCAGUUGGAAAAGAGGAAACUAGAAAGAAGCACCUCGGAGAACGGCGGCGAUGUCAGAAGACCGAUGACCUCUGGCCUCUACCACGCGUCGAUUACGCCACCCGGCCCCCUCGAAUCCGCUCAUCUGAAUCAAACGACACCGGUAUCAACGAACACGCAGUCCGUGCAACCGUUGCAAACGUCGACCGCGAACGCUACCUCUUUGAUGAACGGGGACGAAAAGAGGCCGCUCAAUCACAUACAGACCUACAGAGAGUAUAAAGAGGCGUUGAGGCAACAGAGGGCUAAUGAGGGACCCAGCGUAUACAGGCCUCGAGAACAGGUCACACCACCAGGCAACGAAUCGCAAAACAACGAGACGGACUUGGCUAGCAAUAAAGACGCGGUGGGUAUGACCGGUAAACAGAUCUUCAACGAGGAGAACGCGACCAAGAGACCAGUGCAGAAGGUAACUCCGUCACGCAUCAACUAUCAGAACACGCCGAUUAUCAACGGUAGCAAUAACGAAUACAACAAUAAGAACGGGAAAUACCUCGAGCAGCCCUAUAAGAAGCCUAAUUCGCCGAUCAAAACAUCUUCGAGCAUUUUAUCCUCCAACACCAGUCCAGGACACACGCCUAGGCUAGUCAAAACCGCCGUUGGCUACGUGGAAGGUAACAAGAGUCCCAGCAGGAACGGUGGAAGUCCAAAGUCUCCUCGAUCGGUGACAUGGAACAGCAACGUGCCAGAGAAAUAUUCGUUUACCAUGAGAAGAGAGUUCGAACGUGCCAAGGAGGAAGCUGACCUGAUCGAGCAACUGCGAAAUCACAUCGAAACCCGGCUGAAGAUGGCUCUGCCGGAAGACCUUGCCCCGGCGCUAACGGACGGAGUUGUACUUUGUCACUUGGCAAAUCAUGUAAGACCUCGAUCGGUUGCCAGUAUCCACGUUCCUUCACCUGCUGUGCCCAAGUUGACAAUGGCAAGAUGCAGGCGUAACGUCGACAAUUUCCUCGAAGCGUGUCGGAAGAUAGGUGUCGAUGAGAAUCUCGUGUGCUGUGCUAGUGACGUACUGGAAGGAGGUCGUGGAGUGGUUCGCGUGGCUGUCACCGUCUCGGAAUUGCUCAGGUUCCAUCAGUCACGCUCUCCGUUGCAGACUGCGUCAUCGUCGAACAUGCCAAACCACGUGUCUGCUUAGCGCCAGACGAUAUAAUUCUCGAAAAAAAUGCUCGUCGACCAUGAAGGAAAUGGAUUCGCAACCACAUUUUUCCAACUGUGUACCAAGGAAGAAUGGACCUAGCAGUAACGUUUUGUCGCGUCUUUCGUAUUCGAGGCACGCGAUUUCGUAACGCGUACAAAACCGACGAGUCGUAACAAUUCUCGGUUCAACGAUCGAUCGAUGCCAUAGGGAAUCGAUAGUCUCUAGACUUUUAUACUCAUUGUACGCGUCGGGUAAUCGCAUUGUCUGAUCACUUAUGGCGACUUUCUAAUCAAAAAAGAAAAAAAAAAAAAAAAAAAAAAAAGGAAGAGUAAAGAAAGAAAAAAUAUGCGACGCGGCAUUAAAGUAUUGAACGCAACGUUAAACUGCAAUCAAUUAUAACUCUCGACUAUAAUUAUACGAAACUUUUAUAUCGGAAAGACAAAACGUAUCUUUGUACGAGAAAAAAAAGUAGCCGAAAUUAGGAUAAAAUCGUAACCGAGUUUUACAAAGAGGUUAGGCUACGACGCGCGAAUGUAACAGUCAUAUAGAGGGUUAAUAAAUAUCGGAGACAUUUUCUCGGGCUCAAUUUUACGAGACCUCUAUGCAAUGAAAAAAGUUCCUAGGCGCGUGUAAUCGACGCUUUAUAUUUCGUAACUAUUACACGUUAUAUAGAUAUAUAGAUAUAUAUAUAUCCGAGCAUUAUCUCGACCAAGAUAAUCGUUUUGAAUGAUUAUGAGAAAAGAAUCGUAAUACAAACUUUUUUCGUUGUUCCACCGUUCAACUUUAAUCCCAAUAAAAUGUCUUCUAUAUCUAUUAACUUCCUGUAUAUCCGUGCUUUCUACUAGAUGGUAAUUGCGAGGCAUUUCGAUAUCGUAACGUGGAACAAUAAUCGAUCGAUCAAAUCAAAACACGAGGAGCGAUAACGCGAUUUUGUACUCGAUCAAAACGAACCCAUUGAAAUUCUAUCGUUAUUCGAAUUAAUCUGCAGUUAAUCCAAAUAAUUAUAUUCGGCGAUUGGAGCAUGCAGAUGCAAUCGAAGAUGAAUUCGCGUAACUUAAGACGAAAGUAGAUCGAUAUAAUUUUACGCGAAUUAUUUCGAUCGGAGAGAUUCGAUGCAUUUUAUUUGUUACAGGGCAUUUGGUUCGUUUGUUCCGCGAUACUUUACGAUUUCGUUUAUCUCCGAACAAGAUACCAGGAAGCUGGACUUUUUGUCACCUUUUAGCCUAGACACGAUGCACGCGUGAUCUACUGCGGAUGAAGUAGGUCUCUGCGCGAGUAAAUGGUAAGUUAGUUAGGACGUUUUCAAUACCACCGACGAUCGAUAACGAGCUCGGUCGAUCGAUCGAUUCCGAUUGUUCGCGACAACUUCUAACGAGGUCGUCGUUGUAUCGCAUAUUAUUCGUACGUUUACGUAAAAUUAAGGCCUAGGUGUUCACAGCAACGUGUACCGUCAGCGUUGCAUAAAUUUUCUCUUGUUUCG
Molecule: messenger RNA, 3907 nt
Organism: Eufriesea mexicana
Lineage: Eukaryota; Metazoa; Arthropoda; Insecta; Hymenoptera; Apidae
Gene: Lrch
Product: Leucine-rich-repeats and calponin homology domain protein
Exons: 13
Coding region: 154-2424 (756 amino acids)
Cellular component (GO): cytoplasm
Molecular function (GO): protein binding
Source: RefSeq, a predicted model, not a curated record